Messenger RNA from Electrophorus electricus (electric eel), 4143 nucleotides. It is a transcript of the gene atg9a, whose product is annotated as ATG9 autophagy related 9 homolog A (S. cerevisiae). Gene Ontology annotation, cellular component: autophagosome; phagophore assembly site. Gene Ontology annotation, biological process: reticulophagy; protein localization to phagophore assembly site; autophagy of mitochondrion. NCBI's taxonomy places the organism in Eukaryota, Metazoa, Chordata, Actinopteri, Gymnotiformes, Gymnotidae. The record is from RefSeq and is a predicted model, not a curated record.
GUGAAAGCGCGCAGGCGCCGCCCGGGUUUUCUGCAUUGCUCUGGAAGGCUGAACUGGGCCGCUGGUGUUGCGCUUGUUUACUGUACGUUACCGAAGCUGUCACUACAACCGGGAGGGGGGUUCUGUCGGUUCUUUUAUGCUCGAGGCGUAACGUUUAGCCUGUGUACUGUGGGCCACGCGUAAGGACGGCUGGACUGAAGCGCAAAACGGAACGAACGCGCAUUUUCCUUCCGCAGAACGAGCUCGCGGGAAGGCCGCUCGCUCCGUGACUCCGGAAUGCACGCGACGCAAUACCCGAACGAUUAUUCGAGUCGACGGGAGAUCAUGGCAGAGAGAAACUGUGGGACGGCAGCUCCCGCUUGUUUGGCCCCAUUCUGAGUCCUUAGGCUCUCGCGGCAGGCUGCGGCAUGGCCCACUUUGACACGGAGUACCAGCGGCUGGAGGCGUCCUAUAGCGACUCCCCUCCAGGAGAGGAGAAUCUGCUGGUCCAUGUACCCGAGGGGGCGAAAUCUCAGUGGCACCACAUUGAAAACCUGGACCUCUUCUUCCAGAGAGUCUAUAAUCUUCACCAGAAGAAUGGAUUCACGUGCAUGCUUUUGGGUGAAAUCUUUGAGCUUGUACAAUUGGUAUUUGUGGUGACGUUCACCGUCUUCCUGGCCAACUGUGUAGACUACGACAUCCUCUUUGCCAACAAGUUUGUCAAUCAUACUGACUCCUCCAAGGUCACGCUUCCAGACGCCUUUCUUCCAGUGGAUGUGUGCAGUGCUCGGAUCCGUGAUAAUGUCUUGGUCAUUUUCAUCCUGAUUAUCUCGGGGGUCUUCUGGCUCCAUCGGUUGGUGAAGUUUUUCUACAACGUCUGCUGCUACUGGGAGAUCCGAUCAUUCUACACAAACGCUCUGAAAAUGUGCAUGGCGGACCUUCCUAACUUCACAUGGCAGGAAGUGCAGUCGCGGAUCAUCGAAAUCCAGAAGGAGCACCAGAUCUGCAUCCACAAGAAAGAGCUCACCGAGCUCGACAUCUACCACCGCAUCCUGCGUUUCAAGAACUACAUGGUCGCCAUGGUGAACAAGUCGCUGCUGCCCGUCCGCUUCCGGCUCCCCCUGCUGGGCGACUCUGUCUUCUACACCCGUGGCCUCAAGUACAACUUCGAGUUGAUCUUCUUCUGGGGCCCCGGCUCGCUGUUCGAGAACGAGUGGAGCCUGAAAGCGGAGUACAAGCGCGGCGGCAACCGGCUGGACCUGGCCGAGAGGCUGAGCUCGCGCAUCCUGUGGAUCGGCGUGGCCAACCUGCUACUCUGCCCCGUGGUGCUGGUCUGGCAGACCCUCCACGCCUUCUUCAGCUACACGGAGGUGAUCAAGCGCGAGCCGGGCAGCCUGGGCGCGCGCGGCUGGUCCCUCUACGGCCGCUGCUACCUGCGGCACUUCAACGAGCUGGACCACGAGCUGGCCUCGCGCCUCAACAAGGGCUACAAGGCCUCGUCCAAGUACAUGAACUGCUUCGUGUCACCGCUGCUGGCUGUGGUGGCCAAGAACGUGGCGUUCUUCGCCGGCUCCAUCCUGGCCGUGCUCAUCGCGCUGACCAUCUAUGACGAGGACGUGCUGGCCGUCGAGCACGUGCUCAGCAGCAUCACGCUCCUGGGCGUGUGCAUCACGGUGUGCAGGUCAUUUAUUCCCGACAAGCAUAUGGUGUUUUGCCCAGAGCAGCUGCUCAAGGUGAUUCUAGCGCACAUCCAUUACAUGCCUGACCACUGGCAAGGCAACGCCCAUCGCUACGAGACCAGAGAUGAGUUUGCUCAGCUCUUUCAAUACAAAGCAGUGUUCAUCCUCGAGGAGCUGCUGAGUCCUCUCAUCACGCCCUUCAUCCUCAUUUUCUGCCUGCGCCGCAAGUCCCUGGAGAUCAUCGAUUUCUUCCGGAACUUCACGGUGGAGGUGGUGGGUGUGGGGGACACCUGCUCCUUUGCUCAGAUGGACGUCCGUCAGCACGGCCACCCGGCGUGGAUGUCUGCGGGAAAAACGGAGGCGUCCAUCUACCAGCAGGCGGAGGACGGGAAGACGGAGCUGUCGCUCAUGCACUUUGCCAUCACGAACCCUCAGUGGCAGCCACCCCGGGAGAGCACCCAUUUCAUCAGCCAGCUGAAAGAGAAAGUUCACCGGGAGGCCACAGCAGGGCAGCAAGGGACGGUGUCAGAAGCUCAUGCUUUGGCGUCCACCCACUCCCUGCAGUCUGAGUCUGAGCCUCGAAGCCUCAUUGCAAACCUCCUGGCCGGACCACCAUCCCUGGCCUCCUUACACCUGGGUCGAGAAGCCUCCCUAAUCAAUCACCUGUCCAUCGGCAUGAGCGAGGGGGCAUCGGUCCUGCGCUCCCUCUCGCCGCUCAGCACCAGCGUGCACCUGCGGCACAGCUACACCACCACACGCCUGCCCCGGACCGACCACGCGGCGGGGCCAGGGGCCCACGCCAUGGCAGGCUCAGGGACUGAUGCUCAUACUGUCAGUUCGGGCAGUAGCGCGUGGGAGGGUCAGCUGACCAGCAUGGUCCUAUCAGAAUAUGCCUCGACAGAGAUGAGCAUUCACGCCCUCUACAUGCAUGAGCUGCACAAGCAGCAGUCCCACGGCGAGCUGUCGCGACACACCUGGCACAGGCAGGAGAGUGACGAGAGCGACCACGACGACGCCGAGGCCGCCCGGCACCUCCCGCGCUCCAGCACCUUCCCCUGCACCGCCACUCCCAACCAGGAGGGGGCAGCACUCCAGAGCAGCAGCCAACGCCGCUACGGCGGGACCACAGAUACUCUGUGCGGAAGCCAUCAGCUUCAGAGGACGCCCCGGGUGCCGAUGGGCGGCUGGUCUGAGGCUCCACCGGUGAGCCGGCACCACGAUCCCGUCCCGGAAGAGGAGCUGGAGGACAAACUCCCACCACAGAUUCAUAAGGUGACAUAACGGGCGUGUUGUCAACAGCGUAGUUUAGACAUGCAACGGUGACGACCUUCCAGCGACGUGUGUAUUUAUUCACUCUUUGGCAGCACUGAGGUUGGACCCUGCUUCACACCCUGCACAAUCAACGGCUGACGCACUUGUAAAUGCCUUCGAGAGUCGUACAUGAAGGCGACGGCAUUCCCCUCCUUUUCACUGACAAAGUGGCAUCAGCUUCAUCGUCCUGGGAUAACCACCUUAUUCCAGGCACGUCGUUCUGGGAUGUUUCUGCCACCACAUUCUGGGGUAUAGGGGACGUCUGAGGCUGUAAUGCAUUAUCCUCCCUCCACUGCAUCAUCACUUGUUCUUCUUAUUUAAAUUUGUCUGCAAUUUACAUUUAUUGUUGUUGUUUUUUAAGAUGGGUGAAGGGGGAGGGUGCACUAGUGUGUGCUCAAAUUAGUAAGAUAAAAAUGCAUAAACUUUUAUUUAAACUGACAUUCUUUAGUUCUUUCCAUUAUAGUAACAAAUGCAUAUCCAUUGCUCGAGUAUCUUCAUGAUUAUUAAUCUAUUGUCUUAAAUCCAUUUAUAACUACGUCCUGUGCCACAGAAAACUUUGAAACACUAGAUUAUUGUCUAGCAAAUCUAGUUUUUAUCUUGAGGGCAAGCCACUGACACUUCUCCAAGCAUGGCCCUGGAAAAGACACCGCAGUCCGAUUUGCAUGCUUUCUUCUGUCCUAGGGUUUGCACAGAUUUGAAAAUAAGAAUGCACUUUAAACUUCAUUUCUAAUCCACAGGAGGUUUCAGAGUUUUUAUUUGCUCUCAUCAUAAGUCGCAUUUUGUGAACAUUACACAAAGUCGUGUUUGUAAGAGUUGGCAAAGGAAAAGUGGGUAAAGAUGGUUUACAGGCAUCGAAAAGGAAGCUCUUGUUAUAAAGAAUUCUAAAGGUUUAGUACUUAGGAGUGAGGAUUCACACUGGUGUACAGCACUUACUUACGACGUCUCCGAGAGGAAACCUGUGCAUGAUUCUUGACCUUUUUAUCAUUGUGCAUCAUUUUAUAGUUGGCCAGGUAGACUUUGAAAAGAUUUGUUACCUGAGCCAACUUGUCAACCAUAUAUACCAUGUCCUCAUCCGUUGAUAUAUAUUUUGCCUUUUUAUAGACUGUGUUGUAUAUUUAAAUUUUGUACAGCUGUAAAUUCAUCAUUAAAAUGUUUAAUAAUUUGUGCAGUGAAA